Messenger RNA from Paraglomus occultum, 2136 nucleotides. Lineage: Eukaryota; Fungi; Glomeromycota; Glomeromycetes; Paraglomerales; Paraglomeraceae. The record is from the annotation of a GenBank genome assembly.
AUGGCCAUUCCACGUGCUCUCUCUCCCAGCUACUGGUUGGACCGCGCCCUAACCAUCUUUCUAAAGCUUAUUCUCGCCGUACUCUUAAAAACGCUCAGUAUCGUAAAAGGCGAAGACACUGCUGUCAUAACUGUAAAUGUGGAGACGAUUAGAAAUUCAAGAGGCUCUUUACAUUUGACUCCGCCAUCGAAUGGCGAAUUUAAGGCCGGCCUUAUCGAAGUCGAAAAAAUCAGAGGAUGGGAGGUUGAAGAUGUGAAAGCUAGAGAGGUGGAAUUCAACGAUACAAGAUUCGAAGGAAUUAAAUUCAACGAAGAAAGUUAUGAAGUCAGAGUCAAUAGAGAUAUCUAUGCACCUAUAGUCGACGAAACUAAAAUCACUGAACAGGUCAGUGAGAAAGUUGUAGAGACGGAAGUCCAAGUGGAUGAAGCCCAUUUCGAUGGCUUCGAUGAUGACGUUGUACUUGAUGAAGAGCAUCUCGAAGCGUUUUACAAUGAAUCUAAAGUUGAUGAAGUUGAGGUUAAUGAAACUCAUGUCGAUGAGGUUGAAGUCAAUGAAGUUCAUGUCAAUGAGGUUGAAGUCGAUGAAGUCCAUGUCGAUGAGGUCAAAGUCGAAGAAGUCCAUGUCGAUGAGGUCAAAGUCGAUGAGAUCGAAGUCAAUGAAGUCCAUGUCGAUGAGGUCGAAGUCGAUGAGGUCAAAGUCGAUGAGAUCGAAGUCAAUGAAGUCCAUGUCGAUGAGGUCGAAGUCGAUGAGGUCGAAGUCGAUGAGGUCAAAGUCGAUGAGAUCGAAGUCAAUGAAGUCCAUGUCGAUGAGGUCAAAGUCGAAGAAGUCCACGUCGAUGAGGUCGAAGUCGAUGAAGUCCAUGUCGAUGAGGUCGAAGUCGAUGAGGUCAAAGUCGAAGAAGUCCACGUCGAAGUCGAUGAGGUCGAAGUCGAUGAGGUCAAAGUCGAAGAAGUCCAUGUCGAUGAGGUCGAAAUCAAUGAAGUCCAUGUCGAUGAAGUCGAAGUCGAAGAAGUCCAUGUCGAUGAGGUCGAAGUCAAUGAAGUUCAUGUCGAUGAGGUCGAAGUCAAUGAAGUUCAUGUCGAUGAGGUCAAAGUCGAAGAAGUCCACGUCGAUGAGGUCGAAGCCGAAGUCAAUGAAGUUGUUGAGGAAAUCAAAGUCGAAGCCGAAAUCAAUGAAGUCCAUGUUGAUGAAGUUGAAGUCAAUGAGGUCGAAGCCGAAGUCAGUGAAGUUGUCGAGGAAGUCAAUGAAGCCAAUGAAGUCAAUGAAGCCCAUGUUGAUGAAGUCGAAGUCAAUGAGGUCGAAGUCGAUGAAGUUCAUGUCGAUGAAACGAUACAGACGGAAACCGAAGAGACUAUUGAGUUCGCAGAAAAAGAAGUUGCCCAAACGGAAGAGGUUAUAAUAACAGAAACUGUAGAGACUAAUAUCAGUGAAGUCGAAACCGAAGAAACAAAACUUGAACAAGAAAAUGUUGAAGAGAAUUUCGAUGAAGAAGCACAUGUCGACGAGGAAGUUGAGACUCUUCCAUUCCAACCAGAGACCGUCGUUAACGAAACUCUAGCCGAUUUCGCUGAUAAAACAACCGAACUGACUGAUGGCGAAAGUACAGUUGUUAGCGAUGCAGAGCAGGAAGAAUCUGAGCCUAAAUCAUAUCCCGAAGAAAAUGAGCCUGCUCAAUUCGCCGAAGAGAACACAAAUAACACUCCACCAGAAAUGAAAACUUCACAUGAGCCUGCUCAAUUCGCCGAAGAGAACACAAGUAACACUCCAAUGAAAACUUCACAUGAGCCUGGACUUGCACAAUUCGAUAACAGUCCCAUAGUAUCGGUUGAUUUCCACUGGAAACACGGCGGCAACAGAGCUGUUCUUACUGGCGAUUUUGAUAACUGGCAAUCAACUUACGAAAUGACAAAACUUCCAAACGGUGAAUUCGUUGCGAAAAUACCAAUCGACCGCAACAAGGAGCAUCAUUUCAAGUUUGUAAUCGACGGCGAGUGGAGAUGCAAUCCUGACUACCAAACAACACGAGAUCAAUAUGGAAACGAGAACAAUGCCCUAUCGGCAUUACCAGUUGAUAUAGUUAGCGAAUUCAAGAGUGAUAUUGCGACAUCUUCCUUCCAACUCGCCACAGCAUUCUAA